AUGAGCGCGACAGCGAUCGACCACGUUCCUGGCAUUGAACCUAUCGCUCGCCCAUUUGUGAAGACUUUGUACGCCAAGGGCGGCCCCCUACGUCCCUUGCGAUAUCUGGGGCUCGAGCGCGUCGGCUUUCAUCAACAAUUCUACGACCUCCUGCUUUCCUCGAAGCAAGCGAUCAUUUCUGCCAAUGUUCCUGAGGGCGGCGUCGAUAAGGUGUCUACGCCGAAGGGCGAGGAGUCAAAGGGAGGCAAGAAGUCGAAGGCAAGCAAGAAGUCGAAGACAGGCAAGAAGUCGAAGGCGAGCAAGAAGGGGAAGGGAGGCAAGAAGGAUAUCUACGAUGAUCUCACGACGGUUUUCAUCCUCACCAACAACAAGGAGUACGCUGUGCGCAAGGGCGACGACCAACAGCUAGCGAAGCAUCUGUCCCGUAUCAAGGUUCUGAACAUACGCUGCAAGUUCGGAGAUGUCCCCAUCUUCCAGCGUUUACUCUCAAAGGGGCUGCCUCGGCUGGAACGGCUACAAAUCGUAGUCAAAUCGUUCGACAAUGCUACAAACACCUACGCAGGAGGAGCUCCCACCUUCGACCUGUGCGCACAGCACCUCCCCCGGCUCGUUGACUUGGAUGUGGUCAACGCUAUCGUGGCCACAACACGCGACGUAAACUCCCGACUAGAGGCCCUCCAUCUGCGGUUCAGCGGGCCCCGUCUCGGGUCCCAUAUGCCUCUAGAGGACUUUCUCCAGCUCCUGCGCGAUGCCACGCGUCUGGAGUCACUUACGGUGGACGAGUAUAUCGAUGUGCCCGUUUCGCCGGUGUCAAGACCUCCUCAAGUCCUCAAUUUGACCGGCGCCGACCGACGGCUCAAGUACCUCAAGCUGGUGGAUGCCUCGAACGUGUUGUCCACGAUCCUCUCCCGCCUUUCCAUUUCCCCUCAGAGACUUCCUGUACUCCACGUCGAGGUCGUCGCGUGCGACAUAGGCACUCCGCGCGACGUUAUUCUCGGCAUGCUCCCUGACAACCCUGACAGCACGCUCUCUAUUCUGCAGAAUUCCAUCGCCGUCCGAGUACAGCACACGAGCCGAUCUAUCUUUGCACUGGAUCAGCUCUCGCCACAAGAGCGUGGGUUGCAAUUGCGCAUGCGUCACCCCUUUCCCCCAUAUCAGACUCUAGGACAACCCGAGCCCGGCGGCGAAUUCUUCCACGAGAUGGUGGAGUGUCUGAGCAUCUUCGGGACUGCGCCGGACGUGUACACGCUCCAGCUGCACGGCCCUAUGUACGAAGUGCAGAGUAGCUCAUGGAUGACCGCCCUCGACCGCUUUCCCUGCCUCCGACAACUGGAAAUCAAGGAUAUGUCCCGCGGGACGCACGCCGGGCGCGACGACUUGCUCAGCACGCUUUUCACUGCGCUCUCUUCUCGGUCCCGCGCUCACAAGGACGUGGUGGUGUUCCAUAACAUGCAUUUCUUCCAACUCUCCUGCACUAUCAACGGACCUGAACGCAUGGACGACAUCAUCCGCUGCUUCGCCAAACGCGAACAGAUCGGUGCGCCUCCGCCCAUGGAUCUCCAGUUCGAGCUUUAUACCUGUCGCCAAUGGGAUCGGGCCGCGAUGGGUCAGUUCGAGCGCAGCCUGAAGCGCCUAGCGAGCCGCGUCAAAGUGGUAUUCCGUCAACAAGACUUGCGCAAUGCCUGA
Molecule: messenger RNA, 1686 nt
Organism: Trametes versicolor FP-101664 SS1
Lineage: Eukaryota; Fungi; Basidiomycota; Agaricomycetes; Polyporales; Polyporaceae
Exons: 2
Coding region: 1-1686 (561 amino acids)
Source: RefSeq, a predicted model, not a curated record